AGCUGAGAAAAAAAUCCCCGAGCUCUGCACCAGCGAACAGGACACAGGAGCCGCGAAAGGGAAAUAAAUUGGGGGAUUCCUCAAAGAACAGAGGAGUCUUUUGUUCUUCUCGUGCUUUUGAUGGUUGAUCUGUUCAACUGCCUUCAUCUCUUCUACAAGGAAAGUCUUUAAAUGAGAGGACAAAGAAAUAUUUUGCAGCUUUAGAACAAAGUGAUGCAAAUGGAGAGACUGCUUCUGGAAGCGAGGAACUAAAGACUUAAUCGAUCUUCAAGAAAUAACUGCAAACUGCCGAACGUUAACACUGACUUUGAAGAGGAAGAGACGCUGAAUCAAGACAUAUAAAAACAAAGACCUCCACCACCAGACUCUGCCUUCUCUCCUUCUGUGUCAUUUUCACUUUUCCUUCCUUUUACUCAAAGACCUCCACCACCUGACUUUGUCUCCUCUCCUGUGCCAUUAAUACUUUACCUUUUUACACGAAGACCUCCACCACCAGACUUCAUCUCCCCUCCUCCGUGGUCCCAUUUGUACUUUAUCUUCCUUCGUCUCGGCUCUGCUCCCCCCGACUGAAGCUCAGCCAUGCAGGUGUCCAUCGCCUGCACGGACCACAACCUGAAGAGGGGGAAUGGAGGAGACCACGGCAAGCAGAGCACCACCAGCCCCAACGUGGUGAACCAAGCCAGGGCCAAGUUCCGCACCGUGGCCAUCAUCGCCCGCAGCUUCGGAUCCUUCGCCCCCCGCCACAUCUCUCUCAAGGAGUCUACGGGGAAACACACGGGCAUGAAGUACAGGUACAUGGGUGACGUUUGGGGGACAGAUAACAGACGAGGUUGCAGAGCAGCUGAUGACCAUCGCCUACGAGAGCGGAGUCAACCUGUUCGACACGGCUGAGGUGUACGCAGGUGGCAGGGCCGAAGUCAUACUAGGAAACAUCCUCAAGAAGAAAUGCUGGAGGCGAUCCAGCUUGGUCAUCACGACUAAACUCUACUGGGGAGGAAAAGCAGAGACAGAGAGAGGGCUGUCCAGGAAACACAUUAUUGAAGGUCUGCAGGGCUCUCUACAGAGGAUGCAGUUGGAGUACGUGGAUGUCGUUUUUGCCAACCGCCCCGACAGUAAUACUCCCAUGGAGGAGAUUGUCCGGGCCAUGACUUACGUGAUCAACCAGGGCAUGGCGAUGUACUGGGGGACAUCUCGGUGGACGGCCAUGGAGAUCAUGGAAGCGUAUUCUGUGGCACGCCAGUUUAAUCUGAUCCCUCCGGUGUGUGAGCAGGCAGAGUAUCAUCUCUUCCAGAGGGAGAAGGUAGAAGUGCAGCUGCCUGAACUUUACCACAAGAUAGGAGUCGGGGCGAUGACGUGGUCCCCGCUGGCGUGCGGCAUCAUCACAGGAAAAUAUGAAAAUGGCAUUCCUGAAACUUCCAGGGCUUCCAUGAAGUCGUAUCAGUGGUUGAAGGAGAAAAUAGUGAGUGAAGAUGGAAGGAAGCAACAAGCCAAGCUGAAAGAGCUGAACCACAUCGCAGAGAAGAUGGUGUGCACACUGCCUCAGCUGGCUGUGGCGUGGUGUCUAAGAAAUGAAGGGGUGAGCUCAGUUCUCCUGGGAACAUCCAACCCUGAACAGCUCACUGAAAACCUCGGAGCCAUACAGGUCCUUCCUAAGAUGACGUCUCAUGUGGUGUCAGAAAUCGACCACAUCCUGGGCAACAGGCCGUACAGUAAGAAGGAUUACCGCUCUUAGACCAGCCUCCCGUCCUCUCCUACCUACGUCACCAUUCUGUUACCAUGGACCCGCCGCUGUUCAAUGUUCACAGUUUUCCCCUUUGGGCCCGACUCGGCUCGAGCCCACUUCAGCCCACUUCAGUUGGAACUGGAAGCCUCGUCCCGCUCAGAUCCUCUCAGGUCAGCUGAGCCAAGAGACGCUUCACAACCUCAGCUUCUUUGCAGCUUCGAAACUCCCCAAGAAACCCUUUCAGCACCCGUCCAUUCCAAAAUAACUAUGCAGAGCUUAGUCUUACCCAUGCUAAUUUAUUUCAAGCGUUACCCUUCAGUUUAUUCAUUUAGAAAUGUAUUUUUCCGCUCACGUCAAAAAGCAAGAAGAGCUCUCAAUAACUUGUGAUUGGCAUGUACAGUUGGGAUUUGAUCCAUAAAGUAUUACAAAUUGGGAUUUUGGCCGUAUAGUAUUGAAAAAGUUAAGUAUUAAGUAAUAGUGCCUUGUUCAAGGGCACUUUGAUAGUCGUUUUUUUUAUGAUAUGCUGCUUCUCCAAAACACACCUUCCCAAUUACUCGUCCUCUCCUACCCACAAGUAAUUUAAUUGAAGUUAAGAAAGCGCCCCACCACAAGCUGAAAACAUAAAUAAAAGCACCUCAUUAUUAUAAAUUGGAGGUGUCUUAGCAAAGUGUACAUGAAGGAGCCUCAGAUGUAUAAUGGUGGUCAGUUAGUCAGCGCUUUCAUUCAAUUGUUAUGCAGCGCAGAAGAAAGAUUACCAUACGAGCUCAAUACUGUUCACCUCUCGUGUCAGAGGUGCGCGAUCGAGUCGUGAGAUAAAAUGUUUUUCUCAUGAGCUUUAGCAAUGACAAUGCUCUUGACUUUUUUGGAUGAGGCCUCAACAAAACCACUGGCUUGAAUGACCUUCUACCAAAUGUACUCAGUCCUGUAUUCAGUAUAGCACAGAUAGUAUUCAGUAGAUGUUAUAGGCUGCAAAUCCUGAGUGUUGUUAACCAGCAGGUGCAUGUUCCUCCAGCGACAGUGUGCCUCUGUUUACUUUUAUACCGAGCACAUCAGAAAGGAGUUUGAUCAGAAAUGCUGCAGGCUUGUCUGAAGCAAAGGAUUGUGGGACAUUGGUGUUAUGGGAGAGAGUGGAGCAUGUCGCCCCCGUGUGGUCUUUUCCAUGAACUGCUGAAAUGAAAUUACGCAAUUUAUUUUGCAAAAGACGUGGACUACUUUUCUCUCAGUUGGCUUUCAUUACGGAGACAUGUAUCUCCUCUUCUGAACCUACACUGCUGAAUGAACCCUGCAGAAAAGGAAUAUAAUACAUAUAUGUAAUAAAAGCUGACUGAUAUUGGUUAUGAUAACUGCAAAAUAUCGCUUGUUUAUGGCACAAAAGACGUAUAGGGGAUGUGGCACAAAAAAAAUGACAGUAUUUAUUGUAGAGUAGAUGAAUGAUAGAAUUUUAUUUUGACAUUUUGUUUCGCGAAUUAUGGGGGUUUUACGUGUACAAAUGCAUACCUUGUAUCAUAAGCAAAACCAUGAAGAAGCCUCCGUGCAGAUGAGGACUUCACAGUACUGUAUGGAUGAUAUAUAAUAUAUAAAUAAGAUGUAAAUAGUUAUUUUGUUGCUCCUCAGUAAGAUUACUGCUACAGCGUUCUCUUCAUACCUUCCUCCUCCAGCCUCACUUUACACAGUAUUCAUUUCCUGGUUUGUGAACAUUAUUUAUAGUAUUUAUAAGGAUUAAAGGGUGUUUUUGUUUCUUGCAUUGUCAGACAAGGAAAUCUGUACUAACAGUGGCAUUAUUUAAAGAAGGUGCACCAUCCUUAUCUCUGAGCAGGUGGCUCAGGUCGUGUUGCCUUCAUGCUAUUUCUUUUUCAUCUGGAAAACAAGCCAUCACAGAGAGCAGAAAUGUUAACCAAGUUUCCGUUGAGUCACUUUUCUUGUUCUUGAUGUACAUUUGUUGACUUGUAGCACUAACACCCUUCAGAUUCUAAUCAAAGGACAUUUCACCCCAUGUUGACUUUAACCAGAAAUGAUGCAUAUUGGAAAAAAGCAGAGUUUGGCUCACAGUUGACUUAAUCUGGCACAAUUUACUGACACCGAAAAAGCAGUUACGGCUGUAUUUAUACCUAUUUGACUCUACUUCUUAAAAUGUGGUCUAUAUAUAAACACUAUAAUUGGUAACAUGGUAUAACUCCUGGUGGUAAAAUGUGUAAUUUGUACUGAUGUGCACUUUUAAUUGUUGCAAGUCAACAAGCUGCCUCUGUUAGUCAGUGACCGUACAUGUGUGGAGACUUCUCCACCCGAUAGAGUGCCUUGAAAAAUCAGGGAUGUCUUUCAUUGCAAGUUGUUAAAUGGUGUUUGGAUGCUGUCCUGCAAACAAAGAGAGAAUAAAACGAUAUGUUUCCUGAUUCUACAAUUUAUAUGGAAGGGAUUAGAUCAAGAUUAAUACAUGGCGACGUACUAAAAAAAACAUAUUUAAGAAAUGUACCUCAAAUUAAGUAUCGUAACAGGAAUUAGCACCCUUCAGUCUGACCCUUCAGUUUUCAGAGUGCACACCAUUAGCUUUGCUCCAUUCUGGCCGAACAACACAUCUUAUGGGAACAGUCAUUCACAGCUUUCAGUUAUAGACCCUAUCGGAGACCAAAUUCAUAUUGGUACCAAUAAAAUGAAUUGUAAUGCAUUAACACAGUGGUAUUGUCAGGGUAUUUUCCUACAUUGGUCAGUGUUGUCUGAGAAAAUAGUUAAGCAGGAAAUAAGAUAACUUAUUGAUUAAUCAGUGUCGAGAACAUUUUUGAAAAAAUUUCAGAUGGUGAUUUUUUUUUAAUGAAUCUCUUUGAUGUGGUAUUUUUCUGCUUAUUAGUUGAAUUGUCGCAGCUCUAGAAAAUCAUAACUUGUUAAACAUUUUUACUAUGGAGGCCAAAAUGGAACA
Gymnodraco acuticeps is the source of this 4634-nucleotide messenger RNA. RefSeq names its product potassium voltage-gated channel, shaker-related subfamily, beta member 1 a (gene kcnab1a). The record is from RefSeq and is a predicted model, not a curated record. Gene Ontology annotation, molecular function: potassium channel regulator activity; transmembrane transporter binding; voltage-gated potassium channel activity. Gene Ontology annotation, biological process: transmembrane transport; potassium ion transport; negative regulation of delayed rectifier potassium channel activity. Gene Ontology annotation, cellular component: cytoplasm; juxtaparanode region of axon; voltage-gated potassium channel complex. NCBI's taxonomy places the organism in Eukaryota, Metazoa, Chordata, Actinopteri, Perciformes, Bathydraconidae.